AUGAGUUAAACUCAACCAUCUGAAGAUGAGAUUCAAACUCUAAAAGAGUAAAUUCUUGAACUACAAUUGUAAUUAAAUCAGUACUCCUAUUUAUUAUCAUAAUCUAUUAGAAUUAAGAAUGAUGCAGAAGAAAAGGAAGAAUUUUACAACAAUGAAAUCGAAGAAAAAGACCAAACCAUUGCAAAACUUAAGAAAGGUUUUUCAGAAUCUGACUCUACAAAGUAAUAACUAUUUGCAAUAUCAAUUACAAAGAUUAAUAUUUUAAUUAUAAGAUGAAUUGAAAUAGCUCAAAUAAAAUUAUGAAUAUCUACAAACAGAGAAAGCAAUCAAUUAAGGUGAAGUAAAAGAAUCUUAAAAUUAAGAAUAAGAUGAGCUAAUUUAAACAAAAGAGUAAUAUUUAUAAUUAUAACAGAAAUGAAAUUAAUACUCUCAAAAAUUAAAUAGAAAAUGAGAAAGAAUUAACACUCAAAUUACAACAAUAAAUAAGUACAUUAUAAAUUGAUUAUGAAAAUAUGAUAAAUUAAAAAAAAAUAGAAUAAGUUUAAGAUAACAAUGAAGAAAUCUAAUAAUAAUUAAAGUAUGUUAUUCUUAAUAGUAAAAAGCAAUUAAAUAGAGAUAUAAAAACAAAAAAUUAAUAAUUUAUAAGCUGAAAAUGAAAAAUUGAAAAAAAUUUAAACUGAAAAUUCUAAUUAUGAACAUCAAAUCUUUAAAUUAGAAUAAUAGAUCUCCAUGUAAGCUAUUUAAAUCAAUUAAUUUGAAAAAUUAAAGUAAUAAAUAUUAAUUUAUAAUAUAAUUUUAGAUAACAAUAUGAAGAAUUAAAGGAGGAAACUUAAAAUUAAGAAGAUAUGGAAGAAAAAAUAAAAGGUUUAGAAGGUUAAAAGAAUUAACUUGAAAAUUAAAUAAAUUAAUAAUUAGAUGAAAUAAAUGAAUUAAAAAAUUAAAUUUAAGAAUUAAAUUAAAAAUCUUCAACUGUUGUCACAAACUCAUCAGAUAAUGAAGAGGUUUUAAGAGAAAAUGAAUAAUUAAAGUAAAUUUUUAAUUUAUAUUAUAGGUAAUAUAUAAAUGAGAUAGUAGAACUUAAUACGUAAUUGAAGCAUGAAAAUUUUACAAUCUCUGAAGAAUAUAAGUAUUUAUAAUAGGUUAAUUUUCUAUAAGAAACCUUAAAGAAUCUAACGAUUAACUUGUUACUGAAUCUGCUAAACUACUUGAUGAAAAUUAGUAAUAAUGAUUUAUAUUUAGACUUGAGAUUGAAUCAUUAAUAGAAUAAUUAAAGGAUCAAUAAUUUAUGGAAGAUACUAUUACUAAUUAUAAAUAAGCUUAGGAAAUUUAUAAGUAAAAAAUUUAAGUAUUAGAGAGAGAAAAAAAUGAAUUAUAAGAAAUUUUAAAUUAAGAAAAGUAAAUAUGUAUAUAAAUAUUAUAUUAGAUAAAAAUAUGAAAAUGCAUUUAAUUAAGUAAAAGAAUUAUUGUAAAAAAAAGAAUUUGAUCAAUAAAAGUUAACAAAAUGUGAAUUAAAUGAAUAAGAUUUGAGAGAUUAAAUUCAAUAAUUAACAAUUUAAUUAGAAUAAGUUUAAUUCUAAAAUUAAAAAACAAGCUUUAAUGAGAGUAAUACUUAAUAGUUACUUAAUGAAAAUAGUUAAUUAAAAUAAGAAAUACAUUAAUUACAGUAAUUAUUAUUAUAAAUCUUAAAGGAUAGCUAGUCAAAGAGAGGCAUUUUAGAAGAAAGAUGAAUUUUCUUAAAUAAAAGAAUAAUUAUAGGAAUGGGAAAAUCUUACUUAACUUGUCUCUGGAAAUAUAAAUGCAAUUAAUUCAAAAGAUGUUAAAGUUUAAUAAUUAAGUAUUAAUAAAAAUAAAUAUUAGUAAAUUGUUUCUUGAAUUAUUAAGAGUCAAAUUUGUCCCAAUAAAAUUAAAUUGAUAUUUUGCAAAAUGAAGUAAAACAACAGAAAUUAGAAUUGAAUAAAUUGAACUCUGAAAAAUUAAAUCUAGAAUAAUAAUUGGUUUUAUAGAAACUUUAAGAAGAAUAAUUAAAAUAAAAAACUGUAAGAAAAUCAAUCUACCACAAUUAAAUUUAGAGUAGCGAUGAUUUAAAGUAAAUCAAUUUAAAAGUUAAGAUAAUAGUAUGAAAUCUUGCAGUCAAAGUAUGAUAGUUUGCUUCUGAUGAAACAGAGAUAAGAACAAAGUGAAAAAAACAAAAUAUUAGAGAAAGAAUAAAUAAUUUAAUUAGAACUUGAGAAUUCAUCUCUUAAAGAACAAAUAUAGUAAAUUACAACCUAAAAAGAAAUAAUAAGAAGCAAAAGAGAAUCUUUAGCAUCAAAUAUUAAAAAUGUUAAUGAUACUAUUAUUGUAGAUUUAAAUAAAAAAAUUUAAGAAUAAAAUUAAAUUAUUGAAUUAUAUGAGUUAAAAAUUAAGGAUCUAGAUCAAUAAUUAAAAACAUAAUAAUUUAUUCAAAUGGAUUAAUAGGAAGAUUGUGAAUAAUUAGAAACAAUAGAAGAAGAGAAUCAUAUACCUUUAAUUAGAUAAUUUGAUGAAUCUGAAUAUACAGAAUAAAUAUAGUUAAAAGAAUAAAAUGAAUUACUUUGGAAAUAGAUUAAUGAAUUAAAAUAACAUUAAAGUAUAAUUAUUUAUUUAAUUACUUAGAUAAUGAUGAAUUGAAAUAAUUAGCUGCUUAAAAUGCAUUGUUAAAAUAGGAAUUAUAAUAAUACAAAUAAAAUAAUUAAUAAAUAUCUAAUAUUGAAGGCCAUUUUUAACAAUAUAGUCCAUUGAAUAUUCUUAAAGUGCAAUCAUUUUUAAAAUAAAAGGACAAUAAAAAACCCAAAGAAAAAUUAAAAAAAUAAUAAUUAGUUUUAGAGAAUGAAAGUAAUCCUAUUACCAAAAAGAGAGAAAUAAUAAUGUAAAAAUUAAUUUUGGAAUAAAAUUAAAAGAUUAAUAAAAUAUCAGAUAAUUAUGAAUAAUUAAUGAUAUUAUUAAAAAAUAUCAUUUUAGAUAUUAAACAAAAGUAAAAUCAAUUAAAAGUUGAAGAAUUAACAAAAAAAUCAUAAGUCUUAUAAUAUUUAAGCAAAUUAAGACAAUCUACUGAAAUUAUACUUAACAAAUUAGUGUUAGUUUAAAAUAAAAAUGAAAUCUAUAAGUAAUAAUACUAAUAGUAGCAAUAAUAAAUUUAAGAUACUGAAGAACUUAUUUGA
This is a messenger RNA of Paramecium pentaurelia, 3179 nucleotides long. The record is from the annotation of a GenBank genome assembly. NCBI's taxonomy places the organism in Eukaryota, Ciliophora, Oligohymenophorea, Peniculida, Parameciidae.